Molecule: messenger RNA, 2709 nt
Organism: Xenopus tropicalis (tropical clawed frog)
Lineage: Eukaryota; Metazoa; Chordata; Amphibia; Anura; Pipidae
Product: hyaluronan synthase-related protein-like
Exons: 6
Coding region: 302-2017 (571 amino acids)
Cellular component (GO): membrane
Source: RefSeq, a predicted model, not a curated record
GUGAUACCCCUGUACUGAGCCCCAGAUGGGAUGGGGCAAAAAGGACUGCCCCCCAGAACCCGCCUCCCUUGGCCCUUGGGUGCCUAUAUACUUCAGUAAAGACAAUACAGGUGAAGGCUUUCCUGAAUAAGAAGCCCCGCCCCCUGCAUUCCUAUUGGACAGAGGGUCGGGCUAUUGUUAGGCAGAAGGGGGGGAGUGUGACCUGUUGGUGAUCAUUCUGGAUUUAUAUCAUCAGAUCCAAUUGCUCCCGAUUUCCUUCCUUUGCCUCCACCUGAGAGAGAGAGACAGAUUUACAGAUUCCAUGGAAACCCCAACAGAUCCGGAGGCCAUUCCGCACGCGGCGCCCAAAUACCCCACCCUCGGGCGGAUCUUCUCUCACACCUUGCGGAUUUUGUUGCUUUCCUCCAUCGCCGCCGCUUACGUUCUAGGCUACCAGACCCUUUGCCACCAAGGCCUCCUCAUCUCCUUUGGGCUCUAUGGGGCGGCCAUGUUCCUACACCUGCUCGUGCAGGGCACCAUCGCCAACCUGGAGAGACGCCGGAUUGAGAGGAGAGUCCGCGACUGCAGCUUUAAGAAGACGGUGGCCCUGACCAUCGCUGGGUAUCGGGAGAACCCCGACUGCCUGAGGCAGUGCUUGGACUCCUGCAGGUCUAUGAAGUACCCCAAGGAGAAGCUCAAGGUCAUCUUGGUCAUCGAUGGGAACAACAAGGAAGACGCCUACAUGAUGGACAUCUUCAAGGAAGUCUUCCAUUGGGAAGAUGUGGGCACCUACGUCUGGCAGGGGAACUACCACCCCGGGGAAGGAUCAGAGGGCUCCUCGCCUGAGAUCCCCACUUUCCCAGAGGAAGAUAAAGGAAUCAAAAUGGUGGAGGAACUGGUCAGAACCAAGCGAUGUGUGUGCAUCAUGCAGCAGUGGGGCGGCAAACGGGAGGCCAUGUACACGGCAUUCCGGGCCAUCGGGACCUCUGUGGACUACGUACAGGUCUGUCACUCGGACACCAAACUGGACAAAAUGGCGACGGCAGAACUGGUGAAGGUCCUGGAAGACGACGAAAAGAACGGCGCGGUGGGAGGAGACGUUGGCGUUCUGAACCCUUACGACUCCUUCAUCAGUUUCAUGAGCAGCCUGCGUUACUGGGUGGCCUGUAACCUGGAGACGGCCUGCCAGUCGUACUUUGGCAGCGUGACCCACAUCCCGGGGUCUCUGGGAAUGUUCCGGAACGAUGUUCUCCAGGUGGUUCUGGAGUUCUGGUACAACAAGACGUUUUUGGGAAGCAGCUGCCCAAUCAGCGACGGCCGAUAUCUGACCAACCGGGUCCUCAGCAUGGGAUAUCGUACCAAAUACACCCACAGAUCGCGGGGAUACGCCCCAUCGCAAUAUCUCACAUGGUUAAACCAACAAACGCGCCGGGCCAGGUCCUAUUUUCGCGUGUGGCUCUGCAACGCCCAGUGGUGGCACAAGCACCCCGUCUGGAUGACCUACCAAUCGGUGGUGGACAUCUUCUUCCCCUUCUUCGUAACGGCUGUUUGGAUUCGCCUCGUCUAUUCCGGCAGCCUGUCUAACGUUGUGUGGCUCCUCCUCGGCAUCCAGAGCGCGUCUCUCCUCCUAUCCCUGUACGUCUCCUGGCAAAGCAAGAAGUUCAGCAUGGUCUUGCUGUCUCUUUAUUCUCUGCUGUACGUCAUUUAUCUGCUGCCGUGCCAGUUGUUCGCCCUGUUGACCGUAGCCAAGACCAGUUGGGGGCGCCAGAAAGUGGUCAACAGUUCCAUUCCUCUACUUCCUCUGUCCAUAUGGGUGGCUGUUUUGAUUGGCGGGGUGGGUUAUGGCCUCUAUAGAGACUGCAGGAAGGACGGGAGCAACCCUGAAGAGCUGUACCAUGUACUGUACGGGUGUGCGGCCUACGUGGCCUACUGGGCCAUCAUGGCCGCCAUAUACGGCUUCUCAGUGAGUUGUUGCAAGAACAGACCCCAGGCUUUCGCUCAAGUGCGUGAUGAUUUGCCGGCUUCCCUUCUUGUUUGAACCUUCAGACUUUCUUCUCACAUUGAGAAUCCACGGGAUACUGCUUCCUAUUUGGAAAGUGAGUGCGAGCGCUUUGGUAAAUCCACCCUUCCCCCUGGCAAAAACAACCAUGUUGAUUGGUUCCUACCAUUCCUAACAUGUUUGGGCUCCUACCAAUAACCAUGUUCAUAGGUUCCUACAAUGUUUGGGUUCCUACCAACAACCAUGUUCAUAGGUUCCUACCAUUCCUACCAUGUUUGGGUUCCUACCAAUAACCAUGUUAAUAGGUUCCUACCAUGUUUGGGUUCCUACCAACAACCAUGUUGAUUGGUUCCUACCAUUCCUACCAUGUUUGGGUUCCUACCAAGAACCAUGUUAAUAGGUUCCUACCAUGUUUGGGUUCCUACCAAGAACCAUGUUCAUAGGUACCUACAAUGUUUUGGUUCCUACCAACAGCCAUAUUGAUAGGUUCCUACCAUGUUUGGGUUCCUACCAACAGCCAUAUUGAUAGGUUCCUACCAUGUUUUGGUUCCUACCAACAGCCAUAUUGAUAGGUUCCUACCAUGUUUUGGUUCCUACUAACAGCCAUAUUGAUAGGUUCCCACCAUGUUUGGGUUCCUACCAACAGCCAUAUUGAUAGGUUCCCACCAUGGUUUGGUUCCUACCAACAACCAGUUGAUAGGUUCCUACCAUGUUUUGGUUCCUCCCAACAG